Messenger RNA from Symbiodinium necroappetens, 310 nucleotides. The record is from the annotation of a GenBank genome assembly. NCBI's taxonomy places the organism in Eukaryota, Dinophyceae, Suessiales, Symbiodiniaceae.
AUGGGCUUUGGCAAGUAUGACGACGUAUUCGGAAGUCUAUAUCACUUCGGCAGUCAGGGUUGCCAGUGGGCCUGCAGCAGCGCGAUCCAGGCGGUGUUUGCUGACCCGGCUUGUGCUACUCCGGACUUUCUGACGAUGUUCGAGACCUCGGAGGACAAUCCGUGCCCCAACGGACUUGAAAACCGCUACCCGAAGUCUCUCGAGAAGAAAUACGUCAUCGCGAAGGAUCACGGCCUGAACCCCCUGGAUGCCAUCUGGGACACCGAGAAGCUCCGCGCGGCCAUGAAGGAUGACAAGGAGUGGCAGAUCG